AUGGUUAUGUUAGGUUUUAUUGCUGAUGAUUCCAUAGGUUUUGAUCAAGUUGAACUUCGUGCUAUUGCCUUCUCAUGGUUUCAAGAUUGCGCAAGAAAUAAUGAUCUUCACAAAAUUUUACAAAUGCUUGCUUUAAUGCUUCUUAACCCAACAACAGCUAGGGUCUCAAUCCAAUUUGUUGAAAUGAGCCAACGUAUAACCCAAGACCAAUUAUCUAUAUUACCUUCAGAAAUAAAUUGUGUUUCUCUUACUACAAUUUCUGGAAGACAUGUAUUUCACCAUGUUUGUAAAGAUGUUGACAAACAACAACCAAAUACUUAUAUAAAUUGUGAUCCUUUUAAAAAUUCUUGGAUAUCAGGAUUAAAUCAAUUAUUACUUCUUCCAUCAGAUACAAUAAUAACACCAACAACAUUAAUUAAUAAAACUCCAACCAAUACAAAAUCAGAAAUUUUACAACAACAAAAUUUGAAACAAAAAUUUAUUAUUGAACCAAUAGUAAGCAGAGAUGUUGGAGGAGGGAGUACAAAUAAUAAUAACAACAGCACCCCAAUAAACAAUAGUUCUUCAGCUAAUAGAAAAUCACAUCAGCAACAUAAUCGAACAUUAUCAGACAUUCCUCAAUUUGAUAAUGAUGCAGAUUCUGUAGACGAUUCAAUAUCUUUAGAUUGUACAUUUGAUCAUGAAAUUGUUGAUACAGUACAAUAUUUGGUUGAUUCUGUGUGUGGAGAGGAAGAAGAAGGGGAAGAGGUGGUAGGAAAGGAAGGAGGAGAAGAGGAGGAGGAAGAUGAAUUAAAUGAAGCAAUUUUAUUAAAUAAUACAUUUAAUGGAUCUUCAAAUGAUUCAACAACAAUAAUAAAUCAAAAUAAGGAAGAAAUUAAAGAACCUGAUGAAAUUAGUUUAGUAGGCUCGCUAAAAACUUCAGCUGCUACAGCUGCUGCAUUACCUCGAAUUAGUGGAUUUAAUAAUAAUAAUGGAGGAGGAAGUGGUGGAAAUAAUACUUUGGGCAAUGUUGGGGAGUCAAUAAAAAGGAUUAGAACUGGACAUAGAAGACAAGAUUCGCUUCAAGAGUCGAUAUUUAGCACGGGCACACACGAACUACGUUUAUUUGACCCAACAGAACUCCCCAAUUCAACAUGUCCAGGUGAUUAUAAACAACCAUUACUUGAUGAAACAUAUUCACAUAUGUUAUUUUAUGCUGAAACACCUUCAAUGGUUGAUUUGGGUAGAGCAGAAAGAUUAUUUCAUAUAAUAGGGAUAUUAUUAAAAAGUGGGGAAAGAAUUGGAAAAGAAAUUGUAACGUGUAUGUUAUUUACAAAUGUUUCAAAUUUUACUGGUGAAAAGCAACAACAAAAUCAGAAAAAUCAAAAAAAUGUUUCGCAACAAUUAAUGGAAAUGAUGUCUAGUCAUUAUAAACAUAUACAAGGGGAAGGUUUUUGGGAAGAAGAAGAAAGAAAUAAUUCUGAUAAAGAACAACAACAUGAAAAUAAAACUACAACAACAACAACAUCGCAACAACAACAUAAAAAUCCUACAUUGUUGGAAACUUUUUCGACUAUUCUUCUAUACUAUUUUCGUUCUUAUUAUCUCAAUUCACCAACGAAUCAUGUUUCUGAAGAAGAUUUAGUUGCUUCGUGGAAAUGCAAAAUUUCUGCUUUGGAUUGUUUUUCUGAACUUUUACGAAUAUUAGAAGGAAUUGUUAGAGAUGCUGGUUCAAAAGAAUUUACAACAUUUGUACAACAUGCUUAUAGACAAACAAAAACACAAAAAGUAGUUUUAACAUUAAUGUUAGCUGCUGUUCCAACACCGUCAAAUCAAAAGAAUUGGAGAAUGCCACUAACAAUGGAUAUUGCUGAAUUUAAUAAUGGUCCAAAACAAAGUGGUCAUUUUCGUGACUUAAUAUAUGCUUAUCAUCGUUCUUUGUUAAAUUUAACUUCGUCUAUAGUUAUACUUGAACAUAGUUUACUUACUGGAAUGCGUUAUUUCAAUUCUAAUACCGCCUAUAAAAUACCUGUCAACUUUUCAACUCCACAUAUAACAGAAAAUCAAAUAAAUUACAAUUCAUCACAAAAUCGUUCAACUAUUCGAGAAUCUCGUUAUUCUGUUGUAGAACUUCGUCUAUUUUUGGGAGUUAUUCUAAAUGCUUUGAAACGAUGUCCUGAAAGGCAUGAACUUUGGUUGCAAUUUCUUAUAGGAAUUUUGCCUUAUUUGGAUAGAGCUCUAGCAACACAUGUUGUUCACGUUACCGAACAAAUAUGUCGAAAUCUUUGUGAAUAUUUUUUCUUAAAUAAUCCUUCUGGUGAAUGUUGGAAACAAUCAAUUAAUUUAUCAACAACUCCAACAACAACAACAACAACAACUUCACAUUUUUUGGAUAAUUCAAAAAAUGGAAUUAAUUUUGUUGAUUAUCGUUAUAUUCCGACAGCAAUGGAGGUUGAUGAAAAUAUUCAACAACAAUGGAUUGUUGGAGGUGGAGGAGGACUUGAAAUGACUACAACAAUAACAACACAAAUUAAAUAUCCUGCUAAUUAUAUUGUUAUUUUGAUGGAAUCCCUCAUGUCUAUUCUCCAUUUUUCAAUGGUUGAUAGUUCUACUUCCACCCCCUUUUGGCCACCACAACGUCUCUUUAACAAUAAUAUCCCAACUACAAGUAACAACUUUUCUCAAUCACAACAACAAUUAAUUAAUAAUUUAAAAUCUAUGGCAGCACUUUCUUCUACUCAAAAAAGUAUGAGUACUGGCGGUCCUUCUAUUCAACCAACUCAAAAUAUUGGUGGAGGAGGAACAACAGCAACAAAUACACCCUCCCUAGCAACAACAACUACAACAACAACAUCAUCAUCAUUUUCAUCUUCUAAUAUGACAAGUAUGGUUGGGUCAGCAAUUUCUGUUAUUCCUGGAACUGGUUUAAUAAAUAAUUUGUUUGGAAGGGUGUUUACAUCAACUGAUAGUUCGAAUUCUUCAAACGGAAAAAACGACAAUAUAGGCAAAACCUCUGAAUGGUUAGAAGCACAAAAAGAAAUGAUUAAACGUUUUCCGGGUGUAUUAGCCAUACUUUCUGAUAUAUGGACAUUUGUGGCUUCUUCCAUUACUGAAAAUAAUAAACAAUUACAGCAACAACAAAAACAUCAAAAAUUAGAAAAUAAACAAAAACAACAAUCUCAACAGUCAUCGUUUGAUACUUUUAGGGCAUUAAUUCCUCUCUUAAUGGAAAUAUUAAACCCAAUUGCUAAAAAACAUAAAAAUGUAUUAAUCAACUCUUUUGGUAUAAUGUGGAUAUAUAGAACAAAUAAACAUGAUCAUCAUCAUUCAAUAAAAAAUAUUGAUCAAUGUCAAUGUACUUUUGUUUAUUCUUCCCAACAACUUUAUGCAGCUAAAUUAUUGUUAAAAUUAAAAACCCUUAGUUUUAAUUCAAUAAUUUGUUCAAUAAGUGAAACUUUAAAGGAUUGUGUAAAUAAAACAAGUGGAAAAACGACUUCAUUCUACUCAUUAGAAGUAUCUCUAUUAGAACUCCUCCAUGAGUGUGUUAGACAAGUUACUACAACAGAAUUGAGGGAAUCUUGGAAUUCUUUACAAACUUUGUUUAAUGAAUCUACACUUUCUAUAAUGCCUGCAAGAGCUUCCUUUUUACAAUUUAUGAUUCUUGUUGAAUUUGUUCGCCGUGUUGGUCAAACAAUUUUUGAAGAUCGCCAUAUUAGCAAAACAAUUUUAGAUGUUUGUCAGAGAUUAACAGAAGCAGUAAAUUCAAUUGUUGGUUGGCAAUUAGAGUCUACAACAUGGUUGAAAAGAACUUUGGUUGUUAGGCAGGAUGCAGCUAGUCAAAAAUCGAUUCCCGAUCUCAGCCCUGUUUUAGACCAAAAAGCCUUGUCCUCUGUCUCUACAACCUUAGCCUUAAGUGCCUCAACACUUCCAUCUGAAGCUAGCUCUAUGAGAGGGUCAACAAUCUCUUUAAGCGGUCAAAGCGGAAUUCCUUCAUCAAAUAGAAUUCCUUCAUCAUUAGAUAUUCAAUCAACAUUUAGUGGAACAACAAUUGAGGGAGGUGGUGGUGGAGGAGGAAAGAAACAAACAUCUUCUAGUCUACGUUCUAGCAUUAAAGAUCAUAGUGGAAUUAAUAAAAAGGAUCCGAGUGAUUCAACACAAGCAAUAUUUUUAUUAGCUGAGAAUCUAACAGAAUUAAUUGAUUCAAUUACUCGAAACGAAGACAAAGACAAAUUACUUCCAACACUUCAAGCUGUUUGGAACAAUACCCUUCCCUACUUAAAAUCUAAAAGCGCUAAAAAUGUACGUUCAUUUUUGGCUAGUUCACAGCUGCUAGCUUCAAUGAGUUCAUUUAACUAUAUGCGCCCAAUAUGGAAGAAAAAUGCAAUGGAAUUACUUUGGGAUAAUUCUUUUUUCAAAAUGGACAUUCACGCGCUCAAAUCUUGGUUAGUUGUAAUUGACAAUUUGAUGACCAACGACAAGACAUCAUUUAAAGAGUUGCUUGCUCGAAUCACAACAUCAACUUCAACAACAUUUUCAACACUUAUAACUAGUAAAGAACAGGAAUAUGAAAUGCGAGCUCAAUACCUUAAACGUUUAGCAUUUGUUAUUCUAAGUUCUACACGUGACCAAUAUUCUGGGCAAUUAAAUGAAAUACAUGAACGCUUAACCGAAAAUCUGCGUUUAUGCCAAGCACCUGUAAUCCAUUCACAAGUUUUUACAUGUUAUAGAGUAUUACUUGUUAGGAUGAGCCCGCAUUCUUUUGUUUCUGUAUGGCCAUCAAUGAUUACCGAAAUGGUACAAAUUCUAGCCCAAAUUGAACAACAUUUGCUUACUUCUCCAAGUAACUUGGCAGCUUUUGACGAACAACAACGCUCAGCAAGGGAUGAUCAAUUAUUACAAUUAUUUUUGGCUGGAUGUAAAUUAUUAGAAACUUUGUGUAUUCUUCCAUCUGGUUAUGUACCUCAAUUUCAAAUGUGUAAAUGGACAUUUGUUUCACCAAUUGGUAGCGGCAAUAAAAGAAUAAAAAAUAAUAAUUAUCCACCAACUUCAACAAAUUCUAAUGAUUUAUUUGUUCCAUAUUCUGUUAGACUUAACCAAUUAUUAAAUGCUAAAUAUGGAGAAUUGUCACAAGAAGACUUGGAAAUUCGCUCAAUUUCUUUAUUUAAUGUAAAAACGCUCACUUCAUUAAACGAGUUACGACCAUUCUUUCAUGCUUUAGCUCAACAAAACAUUGAAUAUAGGCAUGGAAUUAAUGAUGAUGAUAUUUUACAAAAUGGUGGACAACAAUUAUCGUCGUUUGAAAAUUCUUCAUCUUCACAUAUUGGAGAAGACUUGACUGGUUCUCUUCCUCUCCGAGUGGCUAUUGCAAGGAUUGAACAAUCUUUAUGUGUUGAUUUUGCUGAACAUUGGCAACUUUGAAAAGUUGAAAUUAAAAUUGCAAAAUGAGAUGAAAAAUCCCAAAAUGCGGGUUAUUUAACAAAAAAGUGUGAGAGAAUGAUGGCUUUGCUUUUCUUUUUUUUAUAUUUAAUAGAAAUAUUAUUGUUUUAUGUUUAGGUUUUUUUGACUUUAGAAAGGUUCCGAAAAAUUGUUUUUUGACUCUUUUAAGAAUUUUUAGUAAGGUAUCCUUUCUAUUGAAAUUUAAUGUGUUUAUGUAUUAUUUUGUUUCAAAUACCGGUCCCUCAAUACAUAUAUGCUCUAUUCUCUGUUUUUUUGUGUUAGUUUUAAUAUUUUAAAAAUUCAUAUUAAAUAUUUUCUCCUAUUUUUUUUUAAAUCUGACGACAUGGAAUUUUUUUCCAACAUGAUGUAUUUUGUUUUCUAAAAAUAAUUUAAAAUUUUUUUUUGUGUUUCAAUUAAUUUUUUUAUAUACUGCGAUAU
Molecule: messenger RNA, 5853 nt
Organism: Meloidogyne enterolobii
Lineage: Eukaryota; Metazoa; Nematoda; Chromadorea; Rhabditida; Meloidogynidae
Source: the annotation of a GenBank genome assembly